Messenger RNA from Andrographis paniculata, 1633 nucleotides. RefSeq lists its product as uncharacterized. The coding region runs from base 288 to 1343 and encodes 351 amino acids. NCBI's taxonomy places the organism in Eukaryota, Viridiplantae, Streptophyta, Magnoliopsida, Lamiales, Acanthaceae. The record is from RefSeq and is a predicted model, not a curated record. The transcript has 2 exons.
GGCGAGAAUGUUCGGAGUGCUGCCCUCACUACCACUACCACUACACUACGGUCCAACAAACGAGCGCAGCGGCUAUCUAAUCUGCUUGCCUGCCCGACUCACUGCUGUGCUGACUGCAUUCCAAGUCCGCCGCCCGCCCCGCCCUAUAAGUACUCUUUCGCGUCAGCGUGCUCUUUCCACUUCCCACAGAUAGAUAGCUAUAUGGGCGUUCAAGGACCGGAGCCCAUGGAAAUUCAAGCUUAGUAAAUGCCCUGAUAAACAACCCCAGGAAUAUUCCGGCACCGGAAAUGGGAGCCUGUGCGAGCAAGUUUCAAGUGUUGAAGGCGGCCGCUGCGCCUCCGGAGGACGUAGCGUCCAGAGAUUUGAGCGCAGCCGAAGAAAUAGUUGGACAGGAUGUCCCAACUACGCUUGGGCUUGUGCCGGAAAAUGAUCAACCCAAGCGUCAAAUGCUUGGCCAUCUGUUCAAACAGAAUGAAGGAGAUGCCGGCGCAGCAAAGAACAAUAUUAAACAAUCCUUGGAAGUAGAUCUAGAAGAUAGAGCCAAGGUGGAGCAGCCUCAAGAAAAUGAAAAUACUCGCUCUGUUACAGAUACUGCCGCAAAAGAUAUUGAUUCGGGGCUAGAAAACAAAGGUUUGGAGGAGGAAAAGAAAGCACUGGAAGUCGAAUCAGUGAGCCAAUAUGUGGAAACUGAAGCAUCGCCUCUGAAGGCACCAGAGGAGAACCCUGUUGACACUGCUGCAGAGACUGAUGAAUCUUUGGAGGAAGUAGAGAACCAGGGGCCAGAGAAACCUGAUGAAAUAAGAAAUAAAGCUGUUGAAAAAUCUGGUUUGAAUAGGGAGCAACUGGAGUCGCAUCGUGUGGAGGACUCAACCUUGAUAGAGAAGGGGAUAGAGGAGAAACCUGAAGCCGAGUUGACACUAGUGGUUGAACUUGAAACCCCAGAAGCAGAGAAACUCAAUAAGGAGAAGCAACAAGCUGAGGCAACAAAGUCUAAUGUGCCAGGGAUGGGAAAAUCCGAUGGGCAGAAACCAUCUGCGGAAGAGGACAGAGUGAGAAAACAAGGUGAUCAAGCUGAGGCACAAGUACCAGAGGGAGAGAGAGUAGCAGAGGAUGGGCACAAUCUUGAUUCAGAAGCCAAAGAAGAGAAGCCUGAAGAGAAAACACCUGAACCUAUGGAGCAAGAGAUGGCAGCGGAGAAACCUCAAACCAAGGUGGUGGCAAAGCCAGCAACAGAGAAGAAAAUGGAAGAUGGGAAACUGGCAGCUACAGCAGAGAAAGGAGCAGAUAGUCAACAACAACAACCAGAACAGGCCAGCACUCAGGGGGAGAGCAGCAGCUCAUGAUGUUGGAAGGAAGAGAAGAUGGGUGAGAAAGGGAAGCCUUGUCUGCCCGCCCUGUGAGGGAUGUGUGUGUCACAGAUCAUUUGGAUAUGAUAUGAAUAAGCAGGCAUCGUAGUUAUUAUUGUCAGUGGUUUGAAUGAAGUUAACUUGUGAUCAGUGAAGGCAGAUUCAUUUAUUUUGUGACAUUUUCAACGUGUUGUUUUUGUCGGUCAAUUGUUUGGUCACAGUGUGUAUAAAGCUGGAUGCAUCGAUUGGAUUUCGGAGUUGCUCUUAGCUGCCGUUCGCUUAUCUAA